Lycium barbarum (goji berry) is the source of this 765-nucleotide messenger RNA. RefSeq lists its product as uncharacterized. The record is from RefSeq and is a predicted model, not a curated record. The transcript is spliced from 2 exons. Lineage: Eukaryota; Viridiplantae; Streptophyta; Magnoliopsida; Solanales; Solanaceae. The coding region runs from base 182 to 511 and encodes 109 amino acids.
UAUCACUCCUUUUUUCCGUCACUAUUCAUAGACUAUAAAGACAUCCUCAAUCACUGUUGGUAUGAAACCUUAGUAAAGUCUAAAAUUCUUGUUAUAUAUAGCUGGGUCAUUCCAUCCAUUAUAUUGUUUUGGCAAUUGUUUUCAUUUUCAGAAAGUAAGAAGAAUUGUGGAAGUAAUUAAGAUGUAUGCACCAGCACCACCAAAUGUUCCGAGCAUGGCUGGAUCUGAGUGGACUCACACAGCUCAUCGACCUUAUCAUAGUAACGUUGGUUUUGGUUUUUUUGGUCGAUACUUUUCUAACUUGUGCAUUGCCCUCUCUUCUUGCUUCUACUUCCUAUGCUGCUGUUGGGCCCUAGAAGAUUGUAUUGGCAGACCACGUUGGGAAAUAGGCCAUAGUGACCCUCGUCCAGGCCCAAUUUCAGGCCCAUUUGGACCCAAUCCACCAGAUAUUCCGGUUACACUUCCUGGCCCACCAGGUCAGCCCGCGCGAGCUGAGGCUCUAAUUGGGUGAUCUACGACAACAAUAUACCUAAUAUAUUUCCACCAGGUGGGUCUGGGAGGAUAGAGUAUACGCAGGUUGAAAUUCAACCUUUUAUCGCCUAGCUGUUUACUCUAAGAUGGACCAAAGUCAGAUACUUGUAAUAAGCGUUCAGCUAUUUCGAUAAUGCAAGAAAAAAAAGGGACAUGUGAAUGAUAAUAUGUAAUAUUAUAGCAUAUGCUGAAUAGUUGUAUGUACUAUAAUGUGGUUCUAUGUUUGUUGGAUAA